Lotus japonicus is the source of this 3398-nucleotide messenger RNA. RefSeq names its product disease resistance protein RUN1-like. Bases 108 to 3221 code for a protein of 1037 amino acids. The record is from RefSeq and is a predicted model, not a curated record. The transcript has 5 exons. Gene Ontology annotation, molecular function: ADP binding. Lineage: Eukaryota; Viridiplantae; Streptophyta; Magnoliopsida; Fabales; Fabaceae. Gene Ontology annotation, biological process: defense response; signal transduction.
UUGAAUGAAUGGUCAGAAAAAAAAAAAGGGGACAAGCAAAAGUUUGACUCAACAGUAGCUAGAUUUCCAUUCUCUCAUAUUUUGCAUUUUCUUAGAUCCAAUAAUCCAUGGCUUCUUCGUCCACCAAUCGUCAAUGGCUGUACGACGUGUUCAUCAACUUCAGGGGAAAAGACACCCGUGGCAACUUCGUUUCUCAUCUCCAUGCCGCCCUUUCAAACGCCGGAGUCAACGCUUUCCUCGACGAUGACAAGCUUCGAAGGGGAAACCAGCUUGGACCAGAACUGUUGCGAGCCAUAGAAGGUUCUCAGAUAUCUAUCGUGGUUCUGUCACAAAACUACGUUUACUCUAACUGGUGUCUUGAUGAACUGGUCAAAAUCAUGGAUUGCCGCACAAUUAUGGGGCAGGUUGUUCUGCCUGUGUUCUACAACGUCCAACCUUCGUUUCUUCGUGGUUAUGCCGAGGAAACUUUUGAUCUUGUCAUGUCAAAGUCUGUUGAUCAUAAAUGGAAAACAGCACUGAUUGAUACGGCAAGUAUAGCUGGUUGGGAUGUCAGAAAUUGGCGAAACGAAAACGCUGUGGUGAAGGAUAUUGUUGAUAAAGUUUUGAGAACUCUAGACAAAACAUACUUGUCCAUUACAGACUACCCAGUUGGAUUAGAACCCCGUGUGCAGCAUGUGAUUCGAAAUCUGAAAAAGCAAACAAGAGGAGUUUCUAUAGUAGGGAUUUGGGGCAUGGGAGGGUGUGGUAAAAGCACCAUAGCCAAACUCAUCUAUAAUAAACUUCAUCAUGAAUUUGAAGAUGCAAGUUUCCUUGCAAAUAUUAGAGAAGUUUGGGAGAAAGAUAGGGGUCAAAUUGAUUUGCAAGAACAGCUUCUUUCAGAUAUCCUUAAAACUAGAGAGAUGAAGGUGCACAGCAUUGAGUGGGGCAAAGCUACGAUCAGGGAAAGACUUUCUGUAAAAAGAGCACUUGUUGUACUUGAUGAUGUGAAUAAGUCUGAGCAAUUAAAUGCAUUAUGCGGAAAUCGUAAAGGCAUUGGUUCAGGAAGUGUAAUAAUCAUUACAACAAGAGAUAUACGUCUACUCAAAGUCCUUGAUGUUGACUACGUCUAUGAAGUGGAGGGUUUGAAUGUAAUGGAGUCCCUUGAGCUUUUCAGUUGGCACUCAUUUAGGGAAGCAACCCCAAGAGAAGGCUUCCUGAGUCUCUCAAAAAAUGUAGUUGCUUACUGUGGUGGACUACCACUAGCUCUUGAAGUCAUUGGAUCUUAUUUGUACAUGAGGAGUACAAAAGAGUGGCAAUGUGUAUUAUCAAAACUAACAAGAAUACCGGAUGAUCAAAUACAGGAGAAACUGAAAAUAAGCUUUGACGGUUUAAGGGAUCAUAUGGAGAAGGAUAUAUUUCUUGACAUAUGCUGCUUCUUUAUCCACGAGGACAUAGCUUAUGUUACCGACAUACUAAAUGGUUGCGGUCUACAUGCUGAUAUUGGAAUUAAAGUUCUAGUAGAAAGGAGCCUCAUAAAAAUUGAAAGGAAUAACAAGCUUGGAAUGCAUGAUCUGCUUCGAGAUAUGGGAAGAGAGAUUGUUCGUGACAGCUCAGAAAAGAAAUUGGAGAAGCCUAGUCGACUGUGGUUUCAUGAGGAUGUGCUAGAUGUAUUAACAAAAAAUACGGGGACAGAAGCUAUUGAGGGAUUGUCCUUGAAGUUGCCUGGAAUCAGUAGAUAUUGCUUCAAUGUUGAUGUUUUUAAGGAAAUGGAGAGAUUAAGACUGUUGCAGGUUGAUAAUGUAAACCUCAUAGGAGAUUAUGGAGAUCUUUCUAAGCAGCUGAGAUGGAUCUCAUGGAAAGGAUUUUCUUUGAAAUACAUGCCUGACAAAUUUUAUCUGGAAAAUGUAGUUGCAAUUGACAUUAAACACAGUAAUCUUCAACAAGUAUGGAAGGUACCUCAGUUGCUUGAGAAGCUAAAAAUCCUCAAUCUUAGUCAUUCCAGGAACUUGAUAAAAACCCCUGACUUUUCAAAUCUACCAAAUCUUGAAAAGCUCAUUCUCGAAGAUUGUUCAAGUUUGUGCAACAUACACCAGUCCAUUGGUGAUCUCUGCAAUCUUAUUUUAUUGAACUUGAAGGAUUGUACCAAUCUUAGCAAUCUCCCAAGAGUGACAUACAAGUUGAAAUCUUUGAAAACUCUCAUCAUUUCGGGUUGUUCAAAAAUUGACAAAUUAGAAGAAGAUAUAGUGCAAAUGGAAUCCUUGACAACUCUAAUUGCAGAAAAUACUGCUGUGAAACAAGUGCCCUUUUCAAUUGUAAGAUCAAAAAGCAUUGGAUAUAUAUCCCUGUGUGGCUAUGAAGGAUUAGCACAUGAUGUUUUUCCUUCGCUCAUUUGGUCUUGGAUGUCUCCAACAAUGAAGCCCUUGUCCAGUACUCACCACCUAUUUGGAGCCAUGUCUCUAGUUUCCACUAAUUUUCAGAAUAAUUGUUUGGAAGAUUUGUCAGCAAUGCUUAGCGGCCUUUCAAGUCUUCGAAGUGUCCAGGUGCAAUGCAACACAGAGUUUCAACUAUCUAAAGCAUUACGUACUAUUUUGGAUGACAUGUAUGGUGUAAAUCAUACUGAAUUCGAAAUAAUACCAUAUGUAUCGCCAAUCUCAAAUGAUUCUGUGAGGUCUUAUUUGAUUGGAAUGGGAAGUUACCUAGAAGUCUUCAAUACUCUCAGGAAGAGCAUAUCAGAGGUACUGACAACUAAUGAGCCAGGUAAUAUUCCUCUGACGGGUGACAACAAUCCUCAUUGGUUGACCUAUGCAGGUGAAGAAGGACAUUCAGUGCUUUUCACUGUGCCUCAAGUUAGAAAUUGUCACAUAAAGGGAAUGACUUUGUGUGUCAUUUAUUCAUCAAAUCCUGGAAACACAGCAGCUGAAUGUCUUAUUGGUGUCUUGAUGGUUAAUUACACAAAGUGUGUUGCUCACAUGUACAAGCGAGACACAACAAUCUCCUUUAAUGAUGAUGAUUGGCAAGGUAUAGUGUCACAUCUUGAAUCGGGUGACAAAGUAGAGAUUUUUGUCAUUUUUGGGAAUGGAUUGGUAGUCAAGAAGACAGCUGCUUAUCUGAUAUAUGAUGAAUCAAUUGACAUGGAAAUGAAUCAUGAAUCAACUAACACCGAGCCUUCUCUGCAGCCAAGAAAAGAGGCAACGAAAAAUGUGUUUUUAAGAUUCAUAAAGAAACUUGUAGGGUGUAUGUAACUGUCAUUGAUAAAUUAUAGCAGAAAUUUAAGUUAUCACUGGCUUGGUAUGUCCACUGUGCUGCCAAUUGUAUCACGAGACCACUUUCUCCAGUUCAGGUUUGGGUGGAAUAAGCAUCAACAGAAAUUUUUUUGUUGCCAUACUUUUUAAUGCUAAACCAAUUAAAUCUUGCUCUUA